Messenger RNA from Neurospora tetrasperma FGSC 2508, 927 nucleotides. RefSeq lists its product as uncharacterized. The transcript has 2 exons. Bases 1 to 927 code for a protein of 308 amino acids. The record is from RefSeq and is a predicted model, not a curated record. Lineage: Eukaryota; Fungi; Ascomycota; Sordariomycetes; Sordariales; Sordariaceae.
AUGGCCAGCUUUUCAACGGCCCAAGACCUCUUCAUCCCUCUCGGCAAGGAUGGCCAACGCAUGUCGUACCGCCUCCUCGGCCCUUCGCCUUCUUCCUCCGGCAAGAUCCCCCUCGUCAUACUCAUGGGCUUUCGCGGCACCAUGGACCAAUGGGACCCGGCUCUAAUCGACCCUCUCGCCGCCCAACGCCCCGUCAUCCUGACAGACAUCCCCGGCGUCGGCCGCUCCGAGGGCGCCGUUCCUCUUUCCAUCACUGAAUGGGCGCAGAGCGUUGUCGAUUUGCUCAUCGUCAUGAGGAUUCCUCAAGUGGACGUCUUCGGAUACUCCAUGGGCGGAUGCAAUGCCCAGAUGGUGGCGCUGAUUGCCGAAGAAUAUUCAGGAGGCAAAGUGAAGGUGAGGAGGUUGGUGUUGGCGGGGACUACACCUAGCGAUGGACCGGGGGUCAAGAGAUUCAAGGGUGAGGAGCUGGAGGCUUUCCAGAGGCUGGCGGCGGCCCAGACGGUGGAGCAGCAGAAAGAGGCGUUUAUGAAGGGCUUCUUUGGACGGUGUUCGGAAAAGAGCUGGGCGGAGGGGGAAAAGAGUUGGAAGAGGAUUGCUGGUGCGAGGAAGAAGACGAUGGGGCAGUUAGGGAAGGAAGGGUCGAAGAGGCAGGGCAUUGCGUUUGCCAAGUUCAUGGGGGAGGGUAGUUUGGAGAAGUUGAAGGGGUUGAAGAUGCCGGUGCUAAUUGCCAAUGGGUGUCAAGACUUGCUCUUGCCAACGGAAAACAGCUAUUUGAUGUACAAGACACUACCGAAUGCGUAUCUGCACCUAUACCCCGACUCUGGACACGGCUUUUUGUACCAGUACGCGGAUCACUUUUCUUCCUUGAUCAAUCUGUUUCUGGAUGGUGAGAAGUUGAGUGGCACCCUCAUCCCCAGCAAGCUAUAG